This is a messenger RNA of Stegastes partitus (bicolor damselfish), 1098 nucleotides long. RefSeq names its product zona pellucida sperm-binding protein 3-like. Gene Ontology annotation, molecular function: acrosin binding. The transcript is spliced from 8 exons. Gene Ontology annotation, cellular component: extracellular matrix. NCBI's taxonomy places the organism in Eukaryota, Metazoa, Chordata, Actinopteri, Pomacentridae. The record is from RefSeq and is a predicted model, not a curated record. Gene Ontology annotation, biological process: egg coat formation; binding of sperm to zona pellucida; positive regulation of acrosome reaction. Bases 1 to 1098 code for a protein of 365 amino acids.
AUGCAGACGGCGGGUGGUUCGGUCUUUCUGGCUCUGCUCAUGUCAGUGGCUUUUGGUGCUGCAGAGGCCAUUCGAACUUUAAAAGAAGGACCCAUGAUCGAUGCAGAGGGGAGAGAAUAUAAAUCUGCUCCACUGAGAACUGAUCCAUGGACUGCUGACUCGGCUGUCCGUGUGCGGUGCACGGACGCGUCCAUGAUCGUCGUGGUGAAGGCUGACCUGUACCACAACGGCCGGCUCGUGUCCCCUGGAGAGCUCUUCCUGGGACAGUCGGAGCGUUCAGGGAGCAGGCGGUGUCGAGCUGCUGCCGCCAGCGGCGCCGGUGAAUAUGUGAUUGAAGCCGACCUGCAGGACUGCGGCGCUAAACUAUCUAUAUCUGAGGACUCAGUGAUCUACUCCAACGUGCUGACAUUCUCCCCGGCUGUGGGUCGCCAUGGCAUCACAAGGACCACUCAUGCUGCAGUCCCUGUUUCCUGCCACUACAAAAGGACCCACGUCGUGAGCAGCAGCGCUCAGCAGCAGCAGCAGCCUCUCACCGUCUCCACAAAGGACUCAGCAGGCAGCUCUGCUUUCUCUCUGAGGCUGAUGGCUGAUGACUGGACAAGCGAGCUGUUCUCCAACAGCUUCUACCUCGGAGACGUCCUGCACCUCGAGGCGUCUUACGCUGGUCCAGGACGGAGGCGGCUCUACAUCGACAGCUGUGUGGCCACUCUGACGCCGGACGCAGCGUCUGUCCCCAGAUACUACUUCAUAGGAAACAAUGGGUGCCUCACUGAUGCAAAAGAAGAAGCAUCAAAGGCACUGUUCCGACCCAGACUGAGGGCCGAGGUGCUUCAGCUGCAGCUCGACACCUUCCUCUUCCAAAAGCAUUCAAGGAACUCGAUAUUUAUAACUUGCCAACUGAAAGCGACACCUGAAGUAUGGAUGAGCAGCUCCAUGAAUAAAGCCUGCAACUACAUCCAGUCAAGGUGGAGAAACGUGGACGGCGAUGACGCUGCAUGUCGGUGUUGUGACAGCAGCUGCCACACGAGGCCGCCCACACGUAUCGCUCUUUGUGGCACCGUGACUCUCGGACCGCUGAUGAUUUCUCCCCGCAAGUAA